UGCCCGUUUUAGCCAACAGAUUAGCGCGGUCUUAAAAUAAAUCACCUAGCAACAGAAGGCGGGUUCACAUAGCCCCUCCCAUUUUUUGUUACACGUCACACUUUCCGGAAGGCGCGCUUUAUGUCCUUUAGCGCUGGGGUAGUGGACGCGGGAUAGGCCAGAUUGAAAAUGAUGGAUCCUUUGGACAACGGUCUCUUCGACUUACCAGACUAUGAGCACACAGAAGAUGAGAAUUUUCCACCUUUGCCUCCACCGCACUCGCCAGGAGCUGAUGAUGAAGCAGAUGAUGUGGCAAAUGGAGACGACUGGACAGAGAAUGCUGGACAGACACAGAGAGAGGAAGCCCCAAAACCUGCCAGACGGGUAGUAAAAAGACCCCAGCCUAAACUGGACGGACAAAGGCUUGCCUCGCAGCGUGGAUUGCCAGCCUUGCGGCAUAUGUUUGAUGAUGUUAAAUUUAAAGGGAAAGGCCAUGAGACAGAAGACCUAAAGAUCCUGCUCAGACAGAUGGAGAACUGGGCGCACAGACUGUUCCCUAAGCUACAGUUUGAAGACUUUUUGAACCGACUUGAAUCGAUGGGAAACAAAAAAGAAGUGCAGACUUGUUUAAAGAAGAUCCGUAUGGACCUCCCCAUUGUACAUGAUGAUUUUCUCAGUGAAGAAGUUGUAGUUCAGACAGAGGAUCACGCCAUAGACAUGCCCUCUGAAGACUUCUCUUUUCCCGACGAGCUCCAUGUUCCUUCUCAGUCACAGCCUGUUAAGGUGGAUCUGAGUGAGGAGACUCUGCAGCGGAUUGAGAGGAAUCGGCGCUUGGCUUUGGAGAGGAGGAUGGAGAAGAUGCAAGCCCAAGCAGAGAGUCAGGCUCUGUCUCAGGCAACUCAGUCUGAUCCCAAUGAAAUUCCUGAUGAUGCUUUUGAUGCAGAAAUGCUAGAUGCUGUUGAGAGCAUGACGGGCAUCCUCACAGCCUCACAGUCUCCACCUCAUGUUGAUAAAGACUUGUCUCUUGUUCUACAUAGUCACGACCUGCCUGUGCAAGACGUCAGCCAGUCCCCUGCACCAUGUCCCAAACCACAGGGUGAUGCCCCGUCAGAGAAAGCACUCGGUCUUGUUCAUUCUGCUCUCCCUUCAACCUCUGACCCUACCUCACCAAGAAAGCCUCUUACAGAACAAUUGCCUGAUGAUUCAGAUGCAGAUACUUCAAGUGCCACGCCUCACACUGAAGCCCCUGCUUGUGCAAACACUAAAGAAGAAUAUUGAAUGUAAUAGAUCAUCAUUAUGCUGUUUUUGUUAUCCAAUAAACCAUUUUAUUUAAUCAGA
This is a messenger RNA of Xenopus laevis (African clawed frog), 1317 nucleotides long. It is a transcript of the gene tipin.L, whose product is annotated as timeless interacting protein L homeolog. Gene Ontology annotation, cellular component: nucleus; replication fork protection complex; cytoplasm. The record is from RefSeq and is a predicted model, not a curated record. The coding region runs from base 169 to 1257 and encodes 362 amino acids. Gene Ontology annotation, biological process: DNA damage response; DNA replication checkpoint signaling; replication fork processing. Gene Ontology annotation, molecular function: DNA binding. The transcript has 8 exons. Lineage: Eukaryota; Metazoa; Chordata; Amphibia; Anura; Pipidae.